GCGAGCGUAGCACGCGACCCUUUAGUGUGUUGCUCGCUGAGAAACGAGUGGCUAUGUAAGGUAUCAGGGAUUAGCCUGCUCGUGUGUUUCUACUUUAAUCCUGAAAAUAUUGGACAAUUCUCCUGCGUAUCUGUCUGGCUAGAAGACACGAAGAAUCCAGGAAGCAGAGAAAACCGAGCGGAUCCAAAGUUCUGGCACGGGUUUAGACGACAGGGUGGCCGCCGACGGCCACGAAAACCCGGGGGACACGGAUCGUGGGCAACAAGUCAGCGAGAAACGGCGCGUGACCAACACGUUCGCGCUGCCAGAUUUACGGCAAUAAAAAUGGGCUACAACCAACGAACGAUCCUGAUGAAAUUAUAACUUCCUUCGAUUUUCCAUACGGCGUUCUCCUUCAACGAAUCCUAUUGUUCCCUCUACAAGCUUGGAAAUCGAUACACUCAAGUGGACAGCAAUCAUUUUUUCCCAAUCUCUAUUUUGUUCUUCGAACAAUGACUUCUGUAUAGAGGAUUUGAGCGAUUAGUUCAAUUCGAAUCAGUGCCUGAAGAACAAUGAAAAGAAGGAAGUUUAUCAACCUGGAUCCAUCAAGAAAUUUCAGACUUGGUAAAUCUACUUCAGCUCCAGACUACCCCCUUUUAAAGAAGCCUUCGAACGUUCCCCCGAAGCAACCCUCGAUAACUAAGCCCAGUUACCACGAGGAAUAAAUUGAUCGAUCUACCCCCGUGGGCAUAAUCUACCGGCGGAGCGGACAGAUGUCCCGGGUGGACGUUGCGACGGGAUCGGAUGGCGUGGCAUGGUGCACGGUGGCGUCGAAGACACGCACGGUGCGCCCCCUGAUGCGGGGUGGGCAAGUAUUGAUUGGGUGGGCGCCGCGUUCGUCGGCGUCGUAGUCAGAGUGCAAGAGGGUGGCGGAAUCGGCAGGCGCCAUCACGCGGGGCCACCGCGACCGUCGUCUGAAGGGCCGUCCAGCCAGUGGCCGCGAUCUCGAUUCACCGAAAAGAUGGUCAUGAUGGCUGGCAUGGACGACCACGAGCGCAAAGUCGUCCUCGAAUUCUGCCACCUGCUCGAGAAGAGCAAGCAGCUGUUCAACGGGCUACGGGAUCUGCCACAGUACGGGCACAAGCAGUGGCAGGGAUACUUUGGGCGCACCUUUGACAUCUACACGAAGCUCUGGAAGUUCCAGCAGCAGCACAGGACGAUACUGGAUACGAAGUACGGCCUGAAGAGGUGGCAGAUCGGCGAGAUAGCCAGUAAGAUCGGCCAGCUCUACUACCACUACUACUUGCGCACCAGCGAGACCAGUUACCUGCACGAGGCCUAUUCGUUCUACGCGGCGAUAAGGGGUCGCGCUUACUACAGCCGCGCGGCCAAGGAGGACAGGAGCGACCUGAUGGUGAAGAAGUUGAGGUACUACGCCCGCUUCAUCGUCGUCUGUCUUUUGUUGAAUCGUAUGAAGCUGGUACGCGAGCUGGUGCAAGAGUUGGACGCCCAGAUCGCCGACUACACGAGCACCUACGAACCGGACGAUCAGCUCGAGUGGAACCUGGUGCUCGACGAGAUCAAGGCGUUCGUCAAGGCCGAGUCGGCGGUCGGCGUGGUGCACUCGGACUCGAACCCGGUCGUACUGACCCACAGGCUAGGAGCCCAGACCUCGCCGCCGGUCGAACGUACGCCACCCAUGUGCCUAUCACUGCAGGAGAUCCUGAUCGUCGGCAAUUGCGCCGACCAGGUGAAAUUCAGUGAAUUGUCGAUGGACAUGUUCAGGAUGCUGCAGACUCUCGAAAGAGAGCCGAGAGACGAUCCGAAUCACCUGCACGACGCGUCGCCGGCUGGCAGGAUGCCCUUCAGGCCUGGUCCCUACCCUGGCGCGGAGAACGGCGCGCCAAGACGCGACAAUCCCCACAAGUACCUCUUGUACAAGCCCACCUACAGCCAGGUACAGGUAUUCCUCGCGAGCGGUUUCAAGGAACUGCCCGCCAACGGGGCGCUGCUACUCUACCUGUCGGCGGACGGAUGCUUCUCCACCGUUAAACAUCCCGAAGAAAUGGGGUACGACCUGGGUGGAGUGUCGACGUGCAGCAAGAGGGACCCGGAACACGGGAAGAGGCCGACAGGUGGUAAGGAGCCACACUGUCUCUAUCCGGGUGACCUCUACCCGUUCACCAGGAAGCCUCUGUUCGUGGUCGUCGACUCGGACAACAGUUUCGUGUUCCAACAGAUACCCCGUUACUUUGGUCAGCCUUUAAUGGUGCUGAUGUCGCCGCAGGACACGCCGCCAACCUUACGAGAUGUCCGACACGGUGGCAGCCUGUUCACCCUGUUUCUCCACGCCCCUUUAGCCGCGUUUUGCCUUAUUUGCAACAUCGGCAGCCUGGCCGUGCACCACUGGGAGCGGUGCCAGCGUUACAUCGAGCGGUUCCUCAUCGAGGCCUGUCAGCUCGUCACGCGCUCCAGAUGCGAGACCAGCGUGCUGCAAUUCUUCGGCGACGAUUUCCUACGCCUGUUGCUGGUUCGCUACGUGUUCUGCGACGUGGUGUUGAAUCUCCAUCGGUCGUUCAGGGGUCGACAGCAAAGGCCCCGAUGCCAUCCGCCGUUACCGGACGCCGAGGUCCUCGAACAUCCGACUCUUCAUCAUCUGGUGCUCGACCUGGCCGCCUGUCUCGACUGUCGUGACCAUUUUCCGGACAGCAACGAGCUCGCCUGACCCAGGCAUCUUCCCUGCCCGGCCCCGGAGUCCGCGUCCCUGUUGCCACCUUAUACCCACGACUACGAUUACGAUUACUGUAACUACAAUUGCAACAAUAAAAUCGUUACACUGAGACCUCAUUAAGAGCCGCGUCCAGAUCGCCGCGAGUGUUAUAUUAUACGAAGGCGCGUGUAACAGCUCGAUUAAUCGUCGAGCAGUCUCAGGGUAACCGGGCGUCUCGCUGCGUUCACGAUGGACAACCGGGAACGAUGUCAUCGAGGAUGAUAAAGAGAAGAGAAAAAAAUAUGCAGGAAGAAUUUUCUCUCUAACGUUCUAUGUUAAUCGCGACACACCGCUGCCAGUUUUUUGCUACGGACUAGUAACGAAACACAAAAAAAAAAAAAAAAAAGAGAAAAAAGUCUAUAUAUAUAUAUA
Molecule: messenger RNA, 3121 nt
Organism: Osmia bicornis bicornis
Lineage: Eukaryota; Metazoa; Arthropoda; Insecta; Hymenoptera; Megachilidae
Product: protein SCAI
Exons: 6
Coding region: 794-2704 (636 amino acids)
Biological process (GO): DNA-templated transcription
Cellular component (GO): nucleus
Molecular function (GO): transcription corepressor activity
Source: RefSeq, a predicted model, not a curated record